Molecule: messenger RNA, 543 nt
Organism: Cyprinus carpio (common carp)
Lineage: Eukaryota; Metazoa; Chordata; Actinopteri; Cypriniformes; Cyprinidae
Product: cytochrome c oxidase subunit 7A2, mitochondrial
Biological process (GO): mitochondrial respirasome assembly; mitochondrial electron transport, cytochrome c to oxygen; regulation of oxidative phosphorylation
Source: RefSeq, a predicted model, not a curated record
UGUCCGGUAGGCGGCAGUGAUGCGCCGCUGAUCCUGCGUCAGACUCGUCUCGAGCGGAAAAAGGAAGUGACAUUUUCAAGUGUCCUUGUGCUUGCUGCGGCUUCCUGAACGUUUGCGGUCUGAAGAAGAAACUAUCACCAUGUUUAGACACUUAAGGACCCUGCAGCAGGUCUCGAGACGGACCCUGUCCAGUUCUGCGCGCGCACAGCUGGAGAAUAAAGUCCCUCACAAGCAGAAGUUGUUUCAGGAAGACAAUGGCAUGCCGGUUCAUUUGAAGGGAGGCACUACAGAUGCUCUCCUGUACAGAGCGACGAUGGCUCUUACUGUCUUUGGGUGUGGUUAUGUGCUGUAUGCACUGAUCGAUGCAGCGCUGCCCAAGAAGAAGGCUUGAACAUGCCCCUCUGUUCAUCUGUCUGAAUUUUAAAGAUCUCUAAUCCUCAGAAUUAUAUGUCCUGUCAGUUAUUUUUAUUACAUUGUAUUAAUAUUUAUUGAUUGUACUGUAGAGCACAAUCAUUAAUUAUGUAAUAAAACAAUCCACUGGCA